Molecule: messenger RNA, 2312 nt
Organism: Phycodurus eques (leafy seadragon)
Lineage: Eukaryota; Metazoa; Chordata; Actinopteri; Syngnathiformes; Syngnathidae
Product: CD48 antigen-like
Exons: 7
Coding region: 68-892 (274 amino acids)
Source: RefSeq, a predicted model, not a curated record
CACAUGGUCGCGAAACAAAAAGGACGAGUCAACCUCCGGGCCGCUAACACCACAGCUGGUCUCCGCCAUGAUGCGCCGAGUGGUCGUUAUUGGAGCGCUCGCCUGGGCCGCCAUGUUGGUUUUGCUUGGAGCCUUCGUAGAAGCUGCAGCUGGCGUGGUUCGUGUCCAGCAGGUGGCCUACCAGGGAGAGGCGGUCACUUUGCCGUCCGGUGGCGACCCUACCCGGAAGCUGGCGUCCAUCAAGUGGUCGGUGUUCUUCAACGAGACUUGGAUCGCCACGUUUCACGGCGGGAAGAUAAACACGGAGCGCUUCUUCCUGUUCAGGGGACGACUCGCUCUCAACGCUUCGUCGGGCGACUUGACGAUCCGCAACGUGAGCCGAGAGGACGCCGGGGACUACAGCGUGGAGCUGGUGGACACGGAGAAGCGCAGCGUGGAGAGAGUGCUGACGCUGGUGGUUAAAAGACCCCUCCAGAAACCAAGCGUACAGACGCUCUUCUCUGUGCAGUCGGACGGCGGCUGCUGGGUGGGACUCCGCUGUUCGUCCCCGGAUUUGGCCGUCAACCUCUCCUGGAAGCUCGAACCCCCGCUUCGGACCGCCUACGACAUGCCCGACCCCGACGGCGGGGCCGGGGUUCUCCUCAAACUCGUCGCGCUGGGCGACGGCACACGUUUCACCUGUACCUCAAGCCGCGAUCCGGAGAACGUCUCCGACAGCAUCCGCGUCGAGUGUGUGACGGCGUCAGAGUGGCGGAGUCGCGGUCGGGACAGCCUUUUUGUCUUGGCGGGAAUUGUCAGCGGCGGCGUUCUGAUGACCGUUCUGCUCAAGCACUUGCAAGGGAAAGAAGAAGAAAGAGAAGAAGGAAGUGGAGCAAAAGAAGAAAAUGGAUAGAUGGGGUUGCUCCCUUGUUGUUGUUGUGGGACUACGUUACAUCUGGGAAGAACUCAAAGUGCUUCACUUUCCCCCCAUUUUGCUAUAUUACAGCCUUAUUCCAAAAUGGCUUCAAUUCAAAUCAAAAUGCGACAAAGACCAACCUACAAUGACAAUGUGCAAAAAUGACAAUUCUGUCUUGGAGGUUAGUGGUGGAAAACUACUGAGUACUACGUUCAGGUAUCUGUAUUUUACUUGAGUAUUUAUUUUUCUGACAACUUUUUACUUUUACUCCCUACAUUUGAAAUAUGUUUUUUUCAUUUUCAUUUAAAAAAAUUUUUUUGCCGAAGUAGGGGCCAUCAGUUUUUUCCUUUUGACCUGCGAGCACAAACGUCAGAUACGAGCGCUGUAUGGUGACGUGACGCAACUCAGUUUGGCUGUUUACAUGACUAAAUAUUCUUAAAAAAACAAAAACAAAAAACACACUCUUCAAGCUGUUUAUUGCCACUCACCUGAUGGUUAUUGUCAAACAAAAAGAAUUACACAUCGUGUAUUCGAAGCAACACCAUAGCCGCCACGACAUGAAUGCUAACAUACAAUGGGAAACUACAUAGGCACACGGGCUAACACUUAGCAUCUAUUCAACAUUGUUGUUACCCUUAAAACAACGGCUAUCUGAACACCAAAACGCAUUAUAUUCUUUAUCCUCUGUGAAGAACGACUAACAAUGCUUAGUUUCGUCGUGCGCUCAUAAUGCCACAAAGGACAAUUUCAAGACAAAUUGAGCAAAAUGAACAAUUAGUAUCAAUAUCAGCGCUAAUAUGUUUUUUAAAAUAUAAAAAUAACACUCAAGCAAACAUUACAGUAUUUAUGUUUGCUUGAGUUUUAUUUCGAUAAAAAUAAAAAUAUAUAUUAAAAAAAGGCAUUUCCGACACGCCCCUUUCGAGUUGGCUAAGCUAGUAAGGGCAAAGUUAUCAUCGCAUUCCCACCGGCACAUUGUACCGCAUUCGGUUGCUCACAACGCUGUACAAUCACAAGGGGAGUGAAAAUGUGCUGUCUCGCUACCACACGCUGUGGAAUUGACAAAAAAAAGUAAGCAUCGUGAAAAUUGGAUGAGAAAUAAGCAAGUUACGUCUUCAUUUAAAUGCCUAUUGCCUUUGAAGAAAACGAAGCCCCUGUAAACAUGGCCGCCAAGCACGCACGUCCAUGAGCCUUCUUUAUAUCUAUGAGGGCAAUGCUUUUUGGACCAAUAGGAGAGCGACUGACUGCCGCGUGGCCUCCCUCACGCGAGCGACAGUCUUUUGUGGGUUUUGUGACAGUCGCCAUUUUGAUUGCUCGACUGAAAAGCUCGAGCCGUUCAGCUCGUUUUCAACACAUUCCGGGCCUCGAUUAACGACCGUUUUUUUAUCACAUCGAGUCGACGGGGGGCAGGCCAAAAUGG